UGGGACGGGAGAGGAAGAUGGGCGAGGAGCGUGGUGUGCAGUACAAGAUUAUCAACCCUAAAGCUCUGACCUUGGGCCAACUCUACGGUGCCUACGACCCUUUCUCACAUGAGUGGUCAGACGGUGUCCUGGCCAAGACCUUCCGGGAGAUGGCGGUGUCGACGUCUGAGGAGCGACGCUGGCUUGUGCUCGACGGUCCGGUUGACGCUGUCUGGGUGGAGAACCUCAACACAGUACUCGACGAUAACAAGAAACUUUGUCUUAUGUCCGGAGAGAUUAUACAGAUGCCUAAUAAGAUGAGCCUCAUCUUCGAGACUUCCGACUUGGAGCAAGCAUCACCAGCCACCGUGUCUCGCUGCGGGAUGAUCUAUAUGGAGAGUCAGCAGCUGGGCUGGCGGCCCCUCAAGGACUCGUACAUGUGUAACCUGCCGGUGGCUGUCAAGGGUGACGUGAAGCAUAUGGUGAACGAUGUGGUGGAGUGGCUCCUGCCUCCAGUUUUUGACUUUGUUAUGAAGAAGUGCAAAUUUAUGAUCCAAACCUCAGAGCUCCAUCUCUUUCAGUCAUUCUCUCGGCUGCUGGACUCUCUGUUGGACGAGGUGCGGGAGGCUGGCAAGCCUCUAGGCCCCAAGAUCUCAGACGACAAGCUGACGUCUCUCCUGCAGUACUUCAUCACAUUCGCAAUACCUUGGACUAUCGGCUCCACUAUCACCGGUACAAGCCGUCGGCUGUUCGACCAAUUCUUCCGCAAAUUGUUGCAGGGAAAAGUGGACACUUCGCCUCGACCUGAGUGUUUCAGACUUACGAAGGGAAUGUUGCCUCCUGAGAGCGGCUUGGUGUAUGAUUUCCUGUUUGAGCGAGAGACCCAGCGCUGGGUUCUGUGGUGUGAUACCAUCGACAGAGACAGACUCGUCAUACCCCCAGAUGCUAAGGUGUCGAAGCUGCUAAUCCCAACGGCGGAGACAGCGAGGCAGGAGUUCUUCCUGAGGACGUGUCUGGACCACGACGUGCCCCUGCUGCUGCUGGGGCCCACAGGCACGGGUAAGAGUGCCCACACCAAUGCCACUCUCGUCAACCUCCCCAAGGAAAAGUUCAUCAUCAAUACUAUUAACUUCUCAGCCAGAACCUCUGCGGGUCAAGCCCAAGACAUAAUUAUGUCCAAGGUAGACAGGCGGAGAAAGGGUGUGUUCGGGCCAGCGAUGGGCAGGAAGUACGUGGUGUUCAUCGACGACGUGAACAUGCCACAGAAGGAGACGUACGGUGCCCAGCCGCCCAUAGAGUUCCUCAGGCAGUGGCUUGACCAUAAACACUUCUAUGACAAGAAAGACACUUCCAAAAUAGAACUUGUUGACUCGUUGUUCCUGGGAGCGAUGUCUCCUCCCAGCGGUGGCCGCAACGCCAUCUGUGGACGGUUCACGCGUCACCUCAACAUCAUCUGCAUAGACGCCUUUGACGAAUCCACUCUGGAUAAGAUCUUUGGAUCUAUUGUGACGUGGCAUUUCGCGAGCCUGGAGGAUUCGACUGUUCAGCGACUUAACAGGGCGGUGGUGGAAGCCACCAGGGAAGUGUACAAGAAGGCCACUUCCACCUUCAUGCCCACGCCCUCCAAGAGUCAUUACCUCUUCAAUCUGAGAGACUUCUCUCGGGUUAUCAGCGGCGUUCUCCUAGUUCCUAACGCUGCCCUCAGCUCCGUUGAGAAACUGAUCAGGCUCUGGCUCCACGAAGUCUAUAGAGUCUUUCAUGACAGACUCAGCAAUGACACUGACAGGAUCGAGUUCUUCAACAUGGUGAAAGAGGUGUGUCAGAGGACCUUCAGAGUACAGCUGAGCGUGGUGCUGCAGCACCUGGUUCCUGAAGGAGAGACUCUCAGCUCUCACCACCUCCACAACCUCAUCUUUGGCAACUAUAUGAUCGCUGAUGCUGAAACCAGAGUCUAUGAUGAGGUUCAAGACAUGAGUGACCUGAGACGGGUCAUGGAGACCUACCUUCACGAGUACAACAUGAUCAGCAGCUCGCCCAUAUCGCUGGUAAUGUUCCAGUACAUCAUUCAGCAUGUUUCGCGCAUCAGUCGAGUGCUCCAGCAGGACCCUGGUCAUGCUCUCCUCAUUGGCUUCGCUGGUUCAGGUCGUCAGAGUGCCACAAGGCUGGCCACUUUCAUGGCCAAUCAUGAACUCUUCCAGAUUGAAGUAACGAAGUCUUACGGUGUGACAGAGUGGAGGGAGGACAUCAAAAAAGUGCUAAUGAAGACAGGAGGUGACGGGAAAUCUAUCGUGUUUCUCCUUACCGAUACGCAGAUUAAAGACGAAAGCUUUUUAGAAGACAUAAAUACAUUGCUCAACACAGGCGAACUUCCUAAUCUAUACACUAACGAAGAAAAGGCAGAGAUAUUGGAAAAAAUACAAGUCGUAGCUAAGGACGAGGGUAAGAAGAUGGACGCUUCGCCGUUGACACUCUUUGGGUACUUCAAUGAGCGAGUACGAGCCAACUUGCACCUGGUGGUGGCCAUGUCUCCCAUAGGGGCCACCUUCAGGACCAGACUCAGGAUGUUCCCUUCCCUCAUCAACUGCUGCACCAUAGACUGGUUUACCGCGUGGCCUGACGACGCCUUGGAGAUGGUAGCAACGACGCUGUUGCAGGAGGCGCAGCUGGAGGCCUCCUUGCUGGCUCGCUGUGUAGUCGCCUGCAAAUACUUCCACCACAGCAUCAAAGAGCUCGCUGACAGAUUCUUCGAGCAGCUGCGACGGAGGUAUUAUGUUACUCCCACCGCCUACCUGGAGAUUGUCUUCACCUUCAAGAAGAUCCUCCUCAAGAAGCGGUCAGAGAUCCUCACACUCAGAGACAGAUACGUGACAGGUCUGGAGAAGCUGAAGGAGGCCAAAUUCCUGAUUACUGAGCUUCAGGAGGAACUGAAGCUGCUGCAGCCUCGCCUGGUGGAGACCUCAGCCAACACUGAGGCUCUAAUGAUCAAGAUCGAGCAAGACACUAUCCAAGUCGAAAGGAAAAAAGAGCUGGUGGCGGCAGACGAGGCAGUAGCCAACAAGAAGUUCGCUGACGCUCAGGCCAUCAAGGAUGACUGUGAAAAAGAACUUGCCAAGGCUGUGCCAGCACUCAACGCUGCCACCGAGGCUCUCAACACCCUCAAGCAGGACGACAUCCGUGUUGUCAAGGCCAUGAAGAACCCGCCCUCGGGGGUCAAACUGGUGAUGGAGGCUGUGUGUGUGAUGUUGGACCUCAAGCCAGAGAGGAAACCCGACUCCAGUGGUUCGGGAAAAAUGGUUGAGGACUUCUGGGCGCCGUCACAAAAGUUGCUGGGGGACAUGAAGUUCCUUCAGAACUUGUUGCACUAUGACAAGGAAAACAUCCCGACCAAGAUCAUCACCCACGUCCGCAACAAGUUCUACUCUCACCCUGACUUCGACCCCAAGAAGAUACGGAUGGUGUCAAUGGCGUGCGAGGGUCUGUGUCGGUGGGUACGAGCCAUGGUGGUGUAUGAUCAGGUCAUCAAGAUUGUCGCCCCAAAGAAACAGGCACUAGAAGCCGCAAAUCACGAGCUGGCGCUCCAGAACGAGAAGCUCGAGGAGAAGAGGAAAGAACUGAGAGAGGUUACAGACAAGCUUCAAGCCCUUAAUGACGAAUUCACAAAGAAGCAGAAGGAGAAGAAGGACCUUGAGGAUUCCAUCGUCAGGUGUGAACAGAAACGAGAUCGCUCAGAGAGGCUCAUUGGCGGCCUGGGUGGCGAGCGAGACAGGUGGGGCAACGCAGCUCAACAGCUGAGUGAGAGUCUGGAGAAUGUCGUAGGUGACGUACUUAUUGCUGCAGCUGUUGUCGCUUACCUAGGAGCAUUUACUGUCGACUACAGGGAGGAGUGUCUUAAAGACUGGCACCGUAAGUGCCAGGAAUUAGGGAUAUCAUGCAGUCCCAAAUUCGACUUGUACGACACUUUGGGUGACCCAGUGCAGAGUCGAACCUGGCAACUGGCAGGACUUCCAGUCGACGCGUUCUCUGUUGACAAUGCCAUCAUCGUGGCUCACGCCCGUCGAUGGCCACUGAUGAUCGACCCUCAAGGUCAAGCCAACAAGUGGGUGUUGAACAUGGAGAAGGAGAACGGGCUGCGAGUAGUGAGACAGACUGACCCUUCCUUCAUCAGAGUCCUGGAGGAGGCGCUACAGAAGGGACUCCCACUGCUCAUCGAAGGAGCUAGCGAGGAUUUCGACCCUAUUCUUGAUCCGGUAUUACUGCGUCAGACGUUUAAACAACAAGGUGUUGAUCACGUGCGUCUGGGGGAGACAGUGAUUGAGUAUCACAAGAAUUUCCGGCUGUAUAUCACCACCAGGCUCAGAAAUCCACACUUCUUACCGCAGAUCACAGUCAAGGUGGUGGUAGUGAAUUUCCUCAUCACGAAGAUGGGACUGGAGAACCAGCUGCUGGGACUGGUGGUAGCUCACGAGCGGCCACAGCUGGAGGAACGCAAGAACCGCCUGCUAGUGGAAUCUGCCCACAACCGCCGCGCACUACAGAAGACGCAGGAAAAAAUUCUCGAGGUCCUCUCCACUGCAGGUCAGAAUUUGCUGGAGGACGAGAAGGCCAUAGACAUCAUGUCAUCCAGCAGAGUACUCUCAGAGGAAAUUUCUGCUAAAGAGGAAGUAGUGCAGCAGACAGAACAAGAGAUCGACGCUGCUAGAGGAGCCUACACACCCGUUGCCGUUCACGCUUCCGUCCUCUUCUUCUGUGUAUCAGACAUGGCAGCCAUCGAACCCAUGUAUCAGUAUUCUCUGGGCUGGUUCAUCAAUCUCUACCUCCAGUCCAUCAGAUGCUCGGACACUAGUGAAGACGUCGACUCCAGAAUUCAACUGCUGAACAAGUACUUGACUCGAGCCAUCUUUCUCUCUGUUAGUCGCUCACUCUUCGAGAGGGAUAAAAUCCUCUUCUCAUUCAUGUUGUGCGUCAGACUCCUUCAGGCACAGGGUGGAGUUGAGGAGGACGUAUGGAGGUUCCUACUGAGUGCAGGAAGCGGCUUGUUGGACAACCCUCACGGCCCCCCUCCAGCACCCUGGCUCACCCAGAAGGCCUGGGCACUCCUGGUGCAGGCUGCCAGCUGUCACAGUUUAUCAGGUGUUCACGAGCACGUGGCCAGCAAGGUGGAAGUGUGGGAGGAGUUGUACAGGUCAGCGGCACCUCACAAGGAGACUUUCCCAUCGCCAUACCAUCAUCUGCGAGGCCUCCACCGCCUAGCUCUCCUGAAGUGCCUCCGACCUGACAAGAUCACCCUCGCUAUACAGGACCUCAUAGCACAAGAGCUGGGGGAGGAGUACCUCUCUCCACCACAGUUUGACAUUUCGUCACUGUAUGACGACUCAACCUGCAGCACGCCACUCAUCUUCAUCCUGUCUCCAGGCACUGAUCCAGUUGCUGCACUCUGCAGAUUCGCGGAGGAGAAAGGGAUCAACGAGGAGGAUUUGCAGGUCAUCUCCCUGGGGCAAGGUCAGGGAUCCCUGGCGGAGAGUAUGAUCCAACAAGGGGCGCAGGUGGGGUGGUGGGUGGUACUGCAGAACUGCCACCUGGCAGAAUCAUGGAUGACUCGUCUUGAGAUAAUCUGCAGCCAUGUCCUUCACGCAGACUCGACGCACUCCAACUUCCGUCUGUGGCUCACCAGCUACCCAUCCCCGGCCUUCCCCGUGUCGCUUCUGCAGGAUGGUAUUAAGAUGACCAACGAGCCUCCUCGUGGUCUUCGAGCCAAUUUACUCAAGUCCUACCACAGCGACCCUAUCAGCGACCCAACGUUCUUCAGCACCUGCAAGAACCAGCAACCGUUCCAGCGUCUCCUGUAUGGCCUCUGUUUCUUCCAUGCUCUCAUCCAGGAGCGCAGGAACUUUGGUCCACUUGGCUGGAAUGUUCCUUAUGAGUUUAAUGAAUCGGAUAUUAGAAUCAGCGUCAAGCAACUUCAGAUGCUGCUGACUGACUGUGAGGGGAUCGAGGUGCCCUUGGAAGCACUGGUCUACCUUACAGGAGAGUGUAACUACGGAGGCCGCGUCACUGACUCGAGAGAUCGCCGUCUCCUGCUCUGUCUCUUGGCCAACUUUUACAACCAGGAUAUUAUCACUGAUGAUGAGUACAAGGUAUGUGGUGUGGAGGAGUACCAGGUGCCCUCGGCCACUACAUGGCAGGAGUAUGUGGAUCACAUUGCAAACCUGCCACUAUCAGCUCCACCUAUAGUGUUUGGUCUGCACGAGAACGCAAACCUCGCCAAGGAUCACCGAGAGACCGACCAGCUGUUCCGGGAAAUACUGCAGUUGGAGCCUCAACUUGGUGGCAGCGUCACAGGUGACGCGGCUGUGGUGGUUGGUGACCUGACCUGCGAGAUACUUGCUCGUCUGCCACCGCAGUUUGACCUGGUGGAAGCUGAGCAGCGACAUCCUCUCUGCUAUACUCAGUCGCUCAACACUGUUCUAAGACUGGAACUGCAUCGUUACAAUAGACUAAUUUCCACUAUUAAGAUGUCGCUAAAAGCUGUGAAAAGAGCAGUGAGUGGUGAGAGCCUCAUGUCUGACGAGGUGGAGGAGACGUACCAAGCUCUGGUGCUGGGUAGGGUUCCACCAGUCUGGCAAACACGUUCGUAUCCGUCCAGGAAAGCCCUAGCUCCUUACAUCAGUGACCUCCUCCACAGGUUGAAGUUCUUCCAGCGGUGGGUGGAUGAAGAGAUUCCAGAUGUGUUUUGGUUCUCUGGCCUCUUCUUCCCUUACACAUUCCUCACCGGAAUACGCCAGAACUACGCCAGGAAACACACUAUACCUAUCGACAGGACCUAUUUCCAGUUCAAGGAACUUGCAACAGCUGUAACAAGUGAUGUGCGAGGGGUUACUGGAGCGGUGAAACUAGAGAAUGGUGAUGAGAGUGGGAGUGGUGAUGAGAGUGGGAGUGGUGAUGAGAGUAGGAGUGGUGAUGAGAGUGGGAAUAAUGAUGAGAGCGGGAGUGGUGAUGAGAGUGGGAGUGGUGAUGAGAGUGGGAGUGGUGAUGAGAGUGGGAGUCUGGUGUUUGGUUGUGUUGGCGAGGGAGUUGAAGGAGAAGUGUUAUUCGUCACUCCACCAAUUUAUUCUUCACCUUCAUCCCGCUCACGGUUGCUUGACUCCACAGGAGCGAAGGAUCAUAAAGCAUAA
This is a messenger RNA of Cherax quadricarinatus, 7151 nucleotides long. NCBI's taxonomy places the organism in Eukaryota, Metazoa, Arthropoda, Malacostraca, Decapoda, Parastacidae. The record is from RefSeq and is a predicted model, not a curated record.